ACCUGGUUCUCCGGAUCCCGGGUCGCCCGGACUCCGGGUGUUCCGGCAGUUGGUUUUCCGGAUUUCGGGUUUUCCGGAGGCGUGUUCCGAGGCGUGAGGGCUCACGCGCGGGCACGCCCGAAAGGUGGAACGCGCUCGGGGCAGAUCCGGAGUCGGUCCAUGCCGGCCAACAUCCGCGUCUCCCGCCAUGAACCGGGAGGAAGAGGUGAUGCUCUUCCGGAAAUCCCGCGAGAUCCAGUUGUUCCGGAGCAGCUCCUCCAACGGGAUCGGCUCCGGAUCCGGCUCGAAUCCGGGCGCCGGAGAAGCUGGCGACGAUAUUGUGCUCGACGUCUUCGCGCGGCAGCCGGAGGCGGAAACAGCCGUCGGGAAGCAGAACCACCACGUCACGACCGUCUCCUCCAGCGACGACGAGCGGGCGCAUUUAGACCUUGAUCCGAAAUUUCGGGCCAAUGAAAGCUCGCGGCGGUUCUCGACGCUGUUCUCGGGUCGUCGCGGGCGGAUGCCCCCUCGCUAUGGGGAGGCCCACCACAAGCGGAUUCCGACGCCGAUGAAAAAGAAGCGUCACCAGAGCUACCAACCCGCCAACACCCUGCAGCAACCCCCCGGCGGCGCCACCGGCGACGGCGAGGGGAACCAGGAGGAACCUGCCCCGGGUUCGCACCACCGUCACCACCACGACUCAGAGAAGGCUGUGAAACCGGCCGGCGUGCCAGACCCCUACUACCCUAUAUACUUGCCCAUCGACCAAGCUUUCAAGGCCAAGUACGUCUUUCAUCAACGCAAGGGGAAGUCGUUCAAGGAACGGGUUUACGUGUUCCUGGAACACCCCACCGGAUGGAUAUGCUUUGUCUACCAUUUUACUGUAUUCCUAGUGGUACUCAUCUGUCUUAUAUUCAGUGUUCUGUCAACAAUAGAAGCUUAUCAACAAUUCGCCAAUGAAACCCUCCUAUGGAUGGAGUUGUGCCUUGUCGUAUUUUUUGGCGUAGAAUAUUGCAUAAGGUUGUGGUCAGCAGGAUGUCGCUCAAAAUAUAUGGGCUUGUGGGGCAGACUCAGGUUCGUCCGGAAACCCAUAUGUAUUAUAGAUCUAAUCGUUGUAGCCGCUUCUAUAGUGGUUUUAACGGUCGGUUCAAACGGUCAGGUAUUCGCCACGUCGGCCAUCCGUGGUAUCCGAUUUUUACAAAUUCUUCGUAUGCUUCACGUCGAUCGUCAAGGCGGCACUUGGAGACUGCUCGGAUCAGUUGUUUUCAUUCAUCGUCAAGAAUUGAUCACGACACUGUACAUUGGAUUCCUUGGCCUCAUUUUUAGUAGUUAUUUCGUUUAUCUUGCUGAAAAGGAUGUAGUUAGAGCCGAUGGCAAGCCUGGUGAUUUCACAAGCUACGCCGAUGCUCUUUGGUGGGGUGUGAUCACUGUCACAACAAUUGGUUAUGGCGACGCAGUGCCUCAAACCUGGAUGGGCAAAAUCGUAGCCUCGUGUUUUAGUGUUUUUGCAAUCUCAUUUUUUGCUUUACCUGCGGGUAUUUUGGGCUCGGGUUUCGCGUUAAAAGUGCAGCAGAAGCAGCGACAAAAGCACUUCAACCGACAAAUCCCUGCGGCUGCCAUGCUCAUUCAGUGCCUGUGGAGGUGCUAUGCUGCUGACCAUAAUUUCAAUAGCCAAGCAACCUGGGAUGUUUACGUGAAACAAACGGGUCAAACUAAGGACAAAGACUCUCUGAGCAAACAACUGAUGAACCAAGUGACGAAGAGAGCGAGCGUUUUGGUGCGACGACGGUCUCGGAGCAGGAUAGACGGGAGCAGUCGAGAUGGGGGCUCCACCUCGGCCGCCGGCACAGCUCAGACGAACCCUAACCCCAACCCUAACCCCGACCCCCACGCCGCCGCGUCAACUUCGCAACAAAACCCCGAGACCGAAAACGAUGUCGUCUUCUACAUCGAGGAACCCAAAGCAGCGACGCCAAAUCGCCAACGGAGGGAACGAGAAAACAUGAGCCGAGCUUUCGUGAGUCAAACCAGUUCAGUGACCGAGGCUGCCAGCGAUGAAAUGGAUUUAGAUGAGCCCGAGAGAAUCACCCAACUAACUGACGUCCAUAAGAAUGCAAUUCGUGCAAUCAGGAAGAUCAAAUACUUCGUAGCUCGAAGGAAAUUUCAGCAAGCCCGAAAGCCUUACGACGUCCGAGAUGUAAUCGAGCAAUACAGUCAGGGUCAUUUGAAUAUGAUGGUCCGCAUCAGGGAACUGCAAAGGCGCCUUGACCAGACACUGGGUAAACCUGGAAGCUAUUUGGCUGGAAUGGACAGGGCUGGCAAUGUGAAACCAAUGACGAUUGGCGCUCGGUUAUAUCGAGUUGAACAACAAAUGAACCAGUUGUACGUUAUGGAACGGAAAAUUGACCACCUUUCGUACCUCCUGAAUCUGUACAUACAACGCACCGCACCUGUACCUUCUCUGUCCGUGGCUGACCAUGGCGCAGCGGGCCCCAUCCCCACAUGUUCUUCAACCCCUUCUACGACUGCUCCCUCGGUCACCUUCACCACAACCAUCGCCGCUACUGCUACCACUGCUACUGCCCCCGUCGCCACUUCAUCGUCAACAGUCGUCGAAGAAAAAGUUUGAAGAUAAACUGGCCAACUGACCACCACAUUUUUCAAUCAGGAUUGAACUCGCCGAAAAAAAAGGAUGCUGACUUAACAUUCUGGAUGUAGUAAAGAGUGGGACAACUCACAGAACGCUGAAUUUACCGCUACAGCAAUUAGCGUUACAUCUCGACAUUGCCAUAGUCACUGCUGAGGGCGAUUAAUUCAGCAUUUUGUGAGUUGUCGCGCACUUUUUUAUAUCCGAAAUUUUAAGUGAGAAUCAUUUUUUUGGUGAUGGAGAUGCGGAAUGGAAUUUCCUGUUCUUGCGGAUUUUCAUGAAAUGUCAUAAAAUUUUAGGCGCUGAGUGUACAAUCCCCAACGCAGAAUGGAGAUUAGGCACUGGCAUCUGAAGUUCGACGAUACAUUUUUUUUUUCAAUUUUUUUUCUUCAGAUUCGUGACAUCGAGUUGAUAAUCAAGCGUUUUGUGGCCUCCUAAAGCCUGUAUAAAACUACAGACGACAGGUGCCAAAAGGGACCUUUUAUUGGCACUAGAAUUUUCAAACAAUUUGUAAUGGGUAAAAAAGUUUCUAAAUGGAAAAUUUUACUUUUUAAUGGCAUUGAAGACUUUAACUCAGUUUCCAAGGAUUAGUGGCCCUGCUACUCUGCCGUGCUGAGGAAGAACGCCGUAUGAGCCUUCAGACGUUGCCGAAUUUCUUUCGAGAAAAACCG
This is a messenger RNA of Bemisia tabaci, 3297 nucleotides long. RefSeq names its product KCNQ potassium channel (gene KCNQ). NCBI's taxonomy places the organism in Eukaryota, Metazoa, Arthropoda, Insecta, Hemiptera, Aleyrodidae. Gene Ontology annotation, biological process: potassium ion transmembrane transport. Gene Ontology annotation, cellular component: membrane; voltage-gated potassium channel complex. The record is from RefSeq and is a predicted model, not a curated record. Gene Ontology annotation, molecular function: voltage-gated potassium channel activity.